AUGGAGAACGUGGUACCGGCUGCCUGCUUCCUGUACUGGCUGGGCGCAGGCACCGUGGCCUACCUGGCUCUGCGUCUCUCGUGCUUUUUCUACACGGCCUUUCGAGUCUGGGGAUCCGAGAACAAGAGCGUGGUCGGACCGGAGCUCGGGGAAUGGGCAGUUGUCACGGGCAGUACGGAUGGGAUUGGAAAGUCCUAUGCAGAGGAGUUAGCAAAGCGUGGAAUGAAAGUCGUCCUUAUCAGCAGAUCCCAGGAUAAACUGAACCAGGUUUCCAGUGAAAUCAAAGAAAAAUUCGAAGUGGAAACAAAGACCAUUGCUGUUGACUUUGCAUCAGAAGAUAUUUAUGACAAAAUCAGUGCUGGCUUGGCAGGUCUUGAAAUUGGUGUUUUAGUGAACAACGUGGGAAUGUCCUACGAGUAUCCUGAAUACUUUCUGGAUAUUCCUGACCUGGACAAUACCAUCAAGAGAUUGAUAAAUGUUAAUAUUGUUUCUGUUUGUAAGAUGACACGAUUGGUGCUGCCUGGCAUGGUAGAAAGAUCGAAAGGGGUGAUUGUGAACAUCUCCUCCGCCAGUGGCAUGUACCCUGUUCCGCUCCUGACGAUCUACUCUGCAACCAAGACGUUUGUGGACUUCUUCUCCCAGUGCCUCCACGAGGAGUACAGACACAAGGGCAUCUUCGUGCAGAGUGUCUUGCCGUACUUCGUGGCUACAAAGCUGGCUAAAAUCCGAAAGGCAACUUUGGACAAGCCUUCUUCAGAGACAUUUGUGAAGUCUGCAAUGAAAACAAUAGGCCUGCAGUCCCGAACCAGUGGUUACCUGAUCCAUUCUAUCAUGGCCUCAAUAAUGUCCUGUCUGCCUUCCUGGCUUUACUAUAAAUUAACCAUGUUUCUUGGCAAAUCAACCCGGGCGCGCUACCUGAAGAAAAACAAGAAGAACUAA
Messenger RNA from Elephantulus edwardii (Cape elephant shrew), 939 nucleotides. RefSeq names its product hydroxysteroid (17-beta) dehydrogenase 12 (gene HSD17B12). The coding region runs from base 1 to 939 and encodes 312 amino acids. The transcript has 11 exons. The record is from RefSeq and is a predicted model, not a curated record. Gene Ontology annotation, molecular function: oxidoreductase activity. NCBI's taxonomy places the organism in Eukaryota, Metazoa, Chordata, Mammalia, Macroscelidea, Macroscelididae. Gene Ontology annotation, cellular component: endoplasmic reticulum.